AUGCUGCGGCAGACGGCAUAUCCUACAACAACAUCGGCGCCCGCCAUGACUUCCUCUCUGGCUGGGAAGGCCGUGCGACCAAGGCUGAACACUACGACAAAUUGGUCUCUACCGAGAGAUCACGCGGGCCGUCCGGAGCCGGAAGAGCUUUCCCCGCUGUCACCGGAGCGGGCUGCUGGAGAGUACGGCUGGGGACAACAAAAGGAGAGCCAUGGUCACGGAAAUGGUCACGAAAACCGUGUAGAUGAACAAAGGGGCUCGGACAGCUUGAUCAUGGAGACGCUCACUUCCAGACCUCGCGAUAGUCUUGGCAGUAUGUCAUCUGACAUGUUGGAGGAGUUGAGGAAGAUCAUCAAAGAAGAAGUCGUUCAACUGAAGUCCAAUGAGACCGGCACCCCCAUCGACAUAUCUCGGCUUUCCCCCUUUUCCAGUCGAAACUCUGUCUUCACCCCGGCGUAUCCUAGCCCUCCGCCAUCAAUCAUUGCCGCACUCGGCACCACCAAGACUUCGUCGCCAAUGGAUCACAGCCCGGAAUUCGCCCACGCCAAGGCUGCUUCGGCGCUUCCUCCGCAGCCGCCGCCGCCAAUUUCGGUUCCUGUACCAGCACCCCAGUCCACCCCGCCCAUUAGUCCCGAGCAAAGGGCCGUUCGCUUUCGAAAUAGGGCACCGCCGGUCAUCCAUUGCCAACCGCGUGUUGAAUCGGAUAAUGAAGAUUCUGUCUCGCCGACUGCUCCUGCGGCGCCGCGCGUUGAGUUAAGUAGUGUCGACAAGGCGUGGGGCGUUUUGUUUGACUCGGAGGGAUAUCCUACCAACCGACUGAACUGCGUGCUCAGAGGCCUCGCUAACUACAUGAUUUCGGACUUUGGGCCUCCGGAUACACUCGUCGUUACCCCUGAGAAGAUGCUCAUGUUGUACACUAAAUACAAGGUCGAACCCGAGAGGUUUCAAUAUGAAGGCAUCUUCAAGUCAAGGGGCAAGGAAUCAUUAGAGCGAAUUGAGUUCCUGUAUCAGGAUUUAGACUGCCAGUACCAUCUCGUCCAGGCCGCACCCAGAUCUGACACCAACAUACCCGGCUUGACCCCGGCCGGUUUCGCCAAAUGGAUGAUCAGCAACAUCCUCGCAUACCCAGACCCGGAAGCCAGACGUCUGCACGCCAUCAUGACUGCCCUGCCCAUCAACGCCGACGGGCCCCUCCUCAACGGCAAACCCGAGAGGCUACCCAGACAGCUAUCUCGGCACCUGUUCCCAGAAGCCUACGAUCAAAAGGUCCGCAAAAUCACCGACGCAGCAAUGCGGGAUUGCCUAGAAGACAUCGCACCGCCCCUGCCCUCCAUCCCGCGAUCUCGACCGGGUCCCGGUCCGCCGCCCCAGGACGCAGCGAGGCUCCCCGAGGCCAAUACGCACACCCGCCGGUCUGCGAGCGACCUCAAGCGUCCCGCGUCCCUGGAGCACCGGUCCAGGACGUACGAUCGCGGCAACCACCGCGUUGAGCAACACCCGGCCCGACUCCCACGCGCAAACUCGGACACCGGCGCUUCUCUGCAUAGACACCGCGACUUGCCGCCCCCGCCGGUGGGACGCCACUCGGUCUCCUCCCAGAGACAGCGCAGCCCAGCGCCGACGAACCGGUACACCGCCUCGCUGCCCUCCAUCUCGCAGCAUCGCGGUAGCGGAGGCGGUACGGUGUCGCCUUUGUCACAGGUUGCGCCGUCAUCUUUGUAUGAUAUCCGCGGCGGAGGCGACGCCCACUACGGGGUGUACUCUGGUCGGGACCGGGAUGGCCAUCGCGGUUCGGACUCGAGGGAUGAGUCGCCGCGGUCGCCGCGGUCGCCGGGCUCUGGGAGACGGGGCGGCGGCGGUGGUGAUAGAGGUCCUACGUGGGAGGAUGUGUUUAGUCGCAAGGGGUCUGCUGGUGGGAGGGGGUCGAGUGUUGACGGGGGAUCCCAUCGGUCGUUCCGGUGA
This is a messenger RNA of Colletotrichum orchidophilum, 1962 nucleotides long. RefSeq lists its product as uncharacterized. Bases 1 to 1962 code for a protein of 653 amino acids. The record is from RefSeq and is a predicted model, not a curated record. The transcript has 4 exons. NCBI's taxonomy places the organism in Eukaryota, Fungi, Ascomycota, Sordariomycetes, Glomerellales, Glomerellaceae.